AUGCGUUCGCAUCGACUCCACCAGUCGAUACACCACACUUUUGGCUCACUUUUCAGCCAACCAACAAUUUACAACAGAACCUCUGCAGAAAAUUUCACUCGAUUGCUCUUUUUGAUUGCACCAUGGCGGAGUCUUUUGGCACUUGGAUUGGACAGCAAGUCCCUGGAACGAAAAAGGUGGCGAUUGUGCCAUUCCCGGACGAGCAUCGCAUUGAGUAUCGCUAUUUUGGGUGGAGAUGGAGAAGUUCUUGACACCGACCACGAACGUUUCGACUCUCAAGCGGAGUAUGAAGAAGGCUUGAUUCGCUUCCAGGUCCAAGGCAACUUCACGUCGGACGAAGAUGCUGCACGAGCUCGCACUGCUGCCCGCAGAGAAAUCAUUCAAGUCUUCGAGGAAGAGAUGGAGGAAGAGAUGCGCGAAAUCUGGGAACGUGACUUCUUCCCUCGUUCGGAAUUUCCCCGCGCGCCGCAAGAGGUUCUUGAUCAGUGCAACAAAAGGUCCAAGACUUUGGCAAGGCCCUUGCGGUCCCUAUGGUGA
Seminavis robusta is the source of this 537-nucleotide messenger RNA. NCBI's taxonomy places the organism in Eukaryota, Bacillariophyta, Bacillariophyceae, Naviculales, Naviculaceae. The record is from the annotation of a GenBank genome assembly.